Molecule: messenger RNA, 1961 nt
Organism: Oncorhynchus tshawytscha (Chinook salmon)
Lineage: Eukaryota; Metazoa; Chordata; Actinopteri; Salmoniformes; Salmonidae
Product: B-cell receptor CD22-like
Exons: 10
Coding region: 1-1875 (624 amino acids)
Source: RefSeq, a predicted model, not a curated record
AUGAGGGUCUCCACACUCCUGCAGUGUUCAGGGUCAGAGCUGCAACAGAGUCACUUACACCAAGAGGAGAAUCUGUGUCUUGAAGGGGUCAACAGUGGACAUAUCCUGUACUUAUGUUGGUUUUAUUCCACCACAUCAUCAUUCUGGUUUAGAAGUGAUAAGUCGACCCCUGAAAACCUAACCAGAGACCCAGGGUAUGCAGGUCGUGUGGAGUACACUGGAACAUACAGAGGUCUCGUCACCCUGAGAAUCACAGAUCUGAGAGAGGAGGACUCAGCUGAGUAUCGCUUCACUUUUAAAACAUACUACAUUGAAUGGGGUCAUAGUUUCCCAGGAACAACUCUGUCUGUCACAGGUCUGCAGGUGAAGGUGACUCCUGCUGCAGAGGGACAGAAGACACUGACCUGUAGCACCACCUGUACUCUGACUGACAACCCCACAUACAUCUGGUACAAGAACAGACAAAUGUAUAAAAGAGGUCCUCCCCCCAUGUACUCCAUCAGCAGUGAGGAUGCAGACAGCUACUUCUGUACUGUAAAAGGACAUGAGGAUCUCAGCUCUCCUGCAGUGUAUAAACCAAAGACCUCAGUGUCAGUUAGUCCCUCUGGUGAAAUAGUGGAGGGCAGUUCAGUGACUCUGACCUGCAGCAGUGAUGCCAACCCACCUGUCCAGAGUUACACCUGGUGGUACAAGAAGAAUGGAGGUGACUAUCAGAGUAUGACAGGACCACAGCAUGUCUUCAAUCAAAUCCAGUCAUCUGACACUGGAGAGUACUACUGUGAGUCCCAGAAUGAGAUGGGGACAGACAUGUCUAGGACCAUUAACAUGGAUGUGAAGUAUAAACCAAAGAGCACCUCAGUGUCAGUCAGUCCUUCUGGUGAAAUAGUGGAGGGCAGUUCAGUGACUCUGACCUGCAGCAGUGAUGCCAACCCACCUGUGGACAAAUACACCUGGUACAAGAAGAACGUAACCUCACCAAAAGCAUCAGGACAGAGUUACAGCAUCACUAACAUCAUCUCUGAGGACAGAGGAGAAUAUUACUGUGAGGCUGAGAAUAAAUAUGGACGUCUCAACUCUUCUUCUGUGUCUGUGGACGUUCAGUACGGCCCAAAGACCACCUCCGUGUCAGUCAGUCCCUCUGGUGAAAUAGUGGAGGGCAGUUCAGUGACUCUGACCUGCAGCAGUGAUGCCAACCCACCUGUGGACAAAUACACCUGGUACUUUCAAAAUGAGACUUUUCUAAAUGGAUGUGGACAGAUGUACAACAUCAGUAACUUCAAGUCUGAGGACAGUGGACAUUACCACUGUGAGGCCUGGAAUAGAAGAGGAUCUAGGAACUCUACAGCUCUGAUGAUCAUUUUACCAGGGAAACAAACCUCAGUUCAGACUGCAGCUGUAGGAAUCAUAGUGGUUGUUCUGGUUCUCAUCCUCUGUUUCUCUGGACUCAUGUGGUUCAGGAAGAAGGCCUCCAAAUCCACCUCUGACACAAGAGACACAUCAGAGAAUGUACAGGUGAGUCUGUUGGAAACAGAGAAUGUACAGGGAGACUCUAGUCCAGUGUAUGAAAACGUCUCAAGCAUGUCCACAGCCUCUACUGCAGCACAGACAGCAGCCACAGUCGUCCAGGAUGAUGUUCACUACUCCAGUGUCCACUUCUCUCGCUCCAAAAACCAGGAAGUGCCUCUGUACUCCACUGUCCAGCUGCAUCAACCCCAGAAAGAGGAUGAGGAUGUCCAGUACGAUGCUGUGAAAUUCAACCUCCCCAGUGCUGCCACCCGACCCACGGCAACAGACUCUUCUGUUCUCUACAGUACAGUCAACAAACCUGAACCAAGAAGACCUGAACAUUACAAGCCCAGAACCAGGAAGACCUGAACACAACAGUUUUUAGCUGUGCUAACAUAAUUGCAAAAGGGUUUUCUAAUGAUCAAUUAGCCUUUUAAAAUGAUAAACUUGGAUUA